AUGACCGUGUGUGACUGUUGCGAUGUGACCGUCAGAAGCUCAAAAGCCCGGCGAAAUGAGCCCCAUUUGCGGAGACACUGCACGGUGUUUGAGGGGGCUCCGGRGCUCGGCGGGCGCCCUGAGCCCGCGGGGCAGCGCCACAAGAUGGCGGCCGCGGCUGAGGGGGACGGGCGGCAGCCCGGGGAGGCGGCGGGGGCGCGGAGCGGCCGCACCAUGGAGCGGCGGGGGAGCGGUGGCGACGGCGACACGGACAGCGACGAGACCGUCGUGGAGGGCUCUGUGACGGAGAGUGAUGUGGAGGAAGAGGAGUUCUGUAGGAGGAGGUUGCCUUUUCUUAACAAGGAUAUUGCUUUAACUACUAAGAUAAGUAUUAAUCAAGGAGCUGCUUCUCCAGAGAUCUGUUUUAUACAGAAAUUUUGUGACCACUCAUAUUGUGAUAAGAGAGAACAUACAAAUCCAGUACUUCAAGAGGCAUGYGCAUCUGACCAGUCUCAGUCUCUACUGAAGGGUUGGAUAAACUGUUCAUCACCUACUGAAAAUAUUUCUAAGCCUGGUUUUCCAUUAAAUUCUGUGGCAGAAGAACMGCUAAAUAAUUCUGUAGAUAUCAAAUUGAAUGGAUUUCAGAAAGAUUCAGAAGAAAAGAUUUCACAAAAAUUAAAUAAUGAAGAUCACUUUUCAGAAAUAAGCCUCUGUUUAAAUGCUCCUGUGGAAGACAUAGCUCUAAAGGAACAGACAUCAGAAGGUAUGUUUCCAUAUGUUUUAGAUGGUCAUCACAGAACCUGUGUGACCAUUAUUGAUACAGAUAACACAGUAAAAGAGCGUUCCCUUAAUGAUAGAGAUCUUUCACUGUCAUCCCCAGGGAAGAUUUUCAUGGACGUGUUCAGUGAACAGAAUGUAGAGACUAGUGAAGUUGACAUCAGUGAUUUGUUGAGAUACCCUAGUGAUUCUGAGAGUCUUMAAGUUGGAAACCCAUUGCCUGACAGGUUAGAGUGUCAGGGUCAUGCCUUUUCCAUUGAUCUACCAGCAGCUGAGAGCAGUGAUGCCCUGCCAGUAGAGUUUGUGGCRCCUCUGAAGGCCUUGUCAGGAUCAAUCAUACAAGCUGCCACUCCAGUAGUGCCCAAUGAGAGACAGCUUAACACCGAGGAAGAGCAGCUAAAUUCAGAACCCAGUGCUCUGCAGCUAGAUGAUGACUGUACGCAAAUAACAAAUGUGAUGGAGCCUCAACUUGCUACAGUUCAGGCAGAAGAAAUAAGCACCUGCACAGGAUCCAACUUGCAGAACACAGCGAAUGAGCAACCUGUAGGUGACCAGCAGAGAGAGAAAGAAGUUACUUCAGAUAACUUGGGUGCCAGUUUAAAUGAAAGGCAAGCUGGUGAGGGGCAUUCACAGACAAUGGAGCCUGCAGCAUGUGCAGAAACCACCCAAACAACAUCAAGUAAAAAUCAGAAAUCUGCUUCUAAUGAUGAGGAUCUAGAAGCCAUCAUAUGGCAAGAAAUAAUGCUGAAUGAGUAUGCAGCAGCUAAGCAGAGGAGAAAGAGCACGAGACUCGACAAUAAACGCAAACGAGAAGCCUUUGGCAGGAAUUCUAUAAAUCCGACUCGCCCCCUUACACUUUCCACAAUCCACAGGAAGAAUAUGUAUGGCGAGAACUUACUGCAUAGAGCUGUUACUCAUCAAGACGUAGAUCUUGUACGUAAGAUAAUAAAAGCCGGUGGAAAUGUAAAUGCUCGGGAUUAUGCUGGCUUGACUGCGUUACAUAUAGCAAGUGUGGAAGGCUUUUAUAGAAUAGCAAAUCUGCUUUUGAAAGCAGGAGCUGAUGUUAAUGCUACACAAAAUGAACAUGUAACACCCUUGCAAGAUGCAGUUAACGAAGGCCAUUAUGAGAUGGUGAACUUAUUGCUUUGGUAUGGAGCUGAUCCCUUAUUGAAAAAUAAGAAGGGAAGGUGUGCAUUAGAAGAAGCUUCCCACCCAUCUAUUAGAAAACUUCUAGAAAGUUAUGUGGCAAAAUCCAGAAGAUAUUCAGAAACAGAUGGAGAUGAUUCAAAUAAUAUGUUAAAUACUCAAAGUGUAGCAGUUGCAAACCAGCACCAGACAGAGGAUUCAGAACCAGCAUGUGCAAAUACUCAGAAGACAGGCCAGAAGGCAAAGGCAGCCUCAUAUGCCAGSAGCAGCACCAACAAGCUUUCAUCUAAUCAAUCACAAUUGAACCAAGCAUCAGAACAGCAAGCAUCUAAGAAAUCAGGRUAUACCAGGGAAGCAGCUGUAAUUGUUCGUGCUACCUGUAGAACAAGAACCAUGAGAAAGAUGAAAAUUAGGAGAAACUCAGCAGGGGAAACUCAGUUGCAUAUUGCUGCUAAGAGGGGAGAUUUGUCCUUGCUGAAGACUCUAAUAUCAUCUGGAAUUUGUGUCAAUGAGCAGGACAAUGCAGGUUGGACAGCAAUUCAUGAAGCCGCCAACAGAGGAUUUACUGAUGUGAUCUUAGAAUUACUGAAAGCAGGUGCUGAUGUUAAUAUCAGAAGUCUCUCUGGUGUUUUACCAAUACAUGAUGCUGUUGCUGGCAAUUAUUUGGAGGCAGCCAGGAUUCUGCUGCAGCAUGGAGCAAAUCCCAACGAGAGGGAUGAUUCAGGACAAAAUGCUUUGAAUCAAGCUUGUGAUGAAGAAAUGAAGGAACUGCUGAAGUCGUACGGUGCUAUGGACUCUGURCUUCCUGUUCCAACUAUCGAAGUUACUGAGGGGAAAUCAAAACGUCAUUGUUACGAUUUCUGUAAAAAUGAUGACGCARCUUUGGAACCAGAGCAUGAGAAAUACAGCAUGGAGCCUGUUGCUGCCAUACAAGAUACAGAAAAGAAGCAGGAAGAACUGUUGCUGUUUGAAUUGAGAACUUCCAAAGAUGCAGAUGUGUAUAUCCAAAGGGUGACUCAGAUUCAUGAUACUUUGAAUGAAAUACUUACAAAGCAGAAAACAGAGAGGGAUACUCUUGCUAAAAAAUACAGGGCUUCAGUGGAAUCAUUUAAAAAAGGUGCACUGAGGAAACAACUAGCUAACCUUGCUUCUAGGCAAAAGAGCCUGUUGACUGUUGCCCAAAACCAGGAAAAAUUAGUGCAGAAAAUACAAAAUUACAGGAAAACAAAGCAAAUGUCCAAUUCAUUAUCAGAAAUGCAAAUGUCAAAGUCAGUUGUUUUCCAUGGAAAUGAUACAAGACAAAGUUUAACUGCUAAUGAAAUCAUGUGUCCUGAUACAGUUACAUUUARUAUGAGUCUUGGUGCCAGUACGCCUAAUGGAAACAGAGUAGAAUCACAUGUCUCUUUAGAAAAUAGAUUUUCAACUCAGGAAUGCAUCCAGCAUCCACACAUCUAUUUGAAUGAGACAAGAACAAAUAAAGAAGCAAUUAGGGCCAAAGAGGCUUCUGGUCAUGCUCRGGCAUCUGAAAACAGGGUAAGAGAAUAUCCCUUUGACCAUAUGUCAAAGCUGACAAAAGCUACAGAAGUGAUGACAUUGCCUUCAGAACCUACUAUUUCCACUGCUGAAACAAAGCGCUCACAGCAAAAAGACAUUGAUUGUGUAGCAAUUGUUGAACAAGGAAACAAGUCUUUAAAUCCCACUUCAGUGACCAACACAUUAAAUAUUGUGGAACCCCGAAGCACUGUUGUCAAUAAGAAUCCAUGUCAGACAGCCAGUGACUGCAAGAAGGUUCUUACACAUGAAGCUCUACAUAGAUACAUGAAUAAGAAGGAAGCAUUCCAGCAGCAGCAGCAGCAGCCGCAGCAAAUAAUUUUGUUACCAUCUACAAAGAGCUUCUCUAACGGUUUGCAGCAAAUGGUCUGUCAGAGUAGUGAGAAUUCAUGUAAUGCCAACUUGGUACUUACAAAUUUUACCUCAAAUACACAUUCUCCCGUAAAUGUCAGUGAGAAAUCUUCACAGAGCUAUAGUAAUCAGGAAUGGGAACAGAAACAACUGAGGUAUGGACGGAAGAGUAAUAAAACCCCUCAGUUGAUAGACCUGCUUGAAUUGGGAAGGAUAAAACCAGGAGAAAACGUUUUAGAAUUCAAACUGCAGGAAUUCAGUCAUAAAGCUACACUCUUAAAAAAUGGCAAGAUAAGAACAAGUAAAGGUCAAAUACUGCAGAAUCCAGUUCAGUGGGUUAAAGACUUACUAGGAAGUGGUAUUUCUGUGACAUGGAAGUAUGUGUGGAAUAAGGUUACAUAUCUUGGGAAAGAAUUGUCAAAAUUUGUUGUUGACGAAGUGUCAGUUUCCAGUGAGCUAGAAUUACCAACACAGGAAGGAGAGCCUUUGGCCUCCUCUGUCCAGUUCAACUCAGUGGAAAACCUGACACAUUUUCUUCAAUUCCAUGAGAUAGUAAUGGUACAUAAAGAGGAGUUUCUAYCCUGCUCUGCAAUGGAAAAGCACUGGAGUUUCUACAAAGCGUGCAAAGAUUUUGGGUUCUAAAGACUUCUUGAGUGCUAGUAUUUUUUUCUUCACCAUCACUUAAAAGUAAAUAUUUGAGCUUUUGGAACUAAGUUCUUUGUUACUGUCAUUUUGAUAAAUCAUUUGUCCAGCACUUGGAAUGAUGGAAAGAUUGUUUGGGUAAGUGAAUAGGGAAGUACUUAGUAGCAGGUAAGGAUAACUGCCAAUAUUUAAUUUUGUGCUGCAACAUUAAGAAAUGGGGAAGUAUAUAGGACUUAUACACUAGUGCUCAUUGUGAAUUACAUACCAGGUUGAUAACUUGGUAUGGAAUUUUAAGUUUUAAUUUAAGGUUAAAGUGUCUGCCCGUGCUUGAUGGGGCACUAGAGAACCAGACAGGCAUCAACACUGAUAGUCACUUCUUACAUCUAAACCUGGAACUGCUCUGGCUGAGCAUGUGCUAUCAGAAAUGGCAGCAUGUGUUUUUGUAAUAACAUAAACUGUUACAUUAGGUGACAAAUCUAGAUGGACAGUCUUGAAAAACAUCAACAGCUUUGCUUUAUGUGGCAUGUAUAUAUAUAAACAUUUGAGAAGUGGGGCAGGUGCUUGGAGAGGUUGAAAGAGAUAUCUUAGCUAUUGGAAGUGCUUAGGAAAUUUCCAUUCAUGUUCCAGCCAAAUCUUUCUGAUGGCCAGAAAAUGUGCUGGCAUUUGACAGGAAAUGCUGUUAGCCUGUUUGUGGAACAUGAUUUUUUUCCAGGUAACAACAGUUCAUCCCAAUCUCUGGAAGAUUUCUAUUUGUUUUAAUUUUACAAUGUUUGAAUGUGCUUUAGCAGCAUAUUUGUAACACAUUUGACUGUUAUGAGAAUUAUCUGCUUUCUAGUGGCAUUCUUGCUCUUUCGUUCUUUGGACUGUAAGAGAUGGAAUAAUAGUACCUGCUACUCCUAACUUGAGUGAAUAGGAUGGGAAGUAUCUCCUGUUGAUACAUAACACCAGCAAGCUAUUUGGAGUGUGAAGAGCUCUUCUGCAAAGAUUUGAUUAAUGUCUUAAACAGAAGUUGGUUUAGGGAAGUGAGAGUAGUGUGAUAUGCAGAGAGCUAGUACUGUGCCCUAGGAUACAUGAGCAAUCACAGCGUGAUGGGCUGUAAGAAUAAAGAAAUGCAAAUGGCCUGGAAGUCAAAAAAGGUAAAAUCUGCUGAAUGACAUGUAUUUUGUAAACUUAGUUUCACACAAAAAGAAAACUGAGUGGUCUCACAACUGCAGCAGCAAAACAAACCUGAAGGCAUAUUACUUCAAAGGAAGUGCUCAUUCAAAAUACUGCACUUUCACUGAAAAUAAAACAUAUUUGACUGUUGAAAUGACCUCUGAAUUACAUGUUUGUUUGRCAUUUUUUCUUUGAU
Molecule: messenger RNA, 5797 nt
Organism: Malurus melanocephalus (red-backed fairy wren)
Lineage: Eukaryota; Metazoa; Chordata; Aves; Passeriformes; Maluridae
Gene: ANKRD31
Product: ankyrin repeat domain 31
Molecular function (GO): protein binding
Source: RefSeq, a predicted model, not a curated record